UUGCUCUGCAAGGGCCGCGGAUUUUGUGGAGCGAUGGGUAACGAUGCUUCGUGGGUGACUGUUAUUGAUGUGUACCCUGGUUCGCGCCCGGGUAUUGGGCGAGGGGAUGGUCUAAAGUUAUACUGUUACACUAGCACAGCAGACGGGAGGCUAUGGCGACACAGUGUUGCUCCAGCCAGCUGGCAGGGGCAAAGGACACAUUAUUGUACAUUAACGCCACCAACUAUUCUGGAGCACCCACGCCUCCCGCAUGUCUUAAUUUUAAAAUGUACCAUGUAAGUGUAAAGAUAUGCAGGAACGCCCCGAAAUAUGGUCCGCAAUUGCACCCGUCGCACAUUAUUUGUGGUGGUGUUGAUUGCUCCGCCCCGUUGGGUAGUUUUAGCUGAGCAGAAACUGUGCAACUUGAUCUCAAGCCUAGUGAAGAACCAUGGGGGGUUCACUCCUGCCUCUAGCCAUGCGUGUGAAAGAGUUCCCAGUCACUGAGUGCGCCGAGGAUACGAUCUAGAGAGAAGAGGAUCACAGAGAGACAGCUGCUGUACAGAGAAGAUCAAGAAACAAUGGGAGUUUGAUAAUAAAUUAAUAAAGUGACAAUCGUAGGCUACCGAAAGUGUUUUGUAUGGUCGUUUUCUAAUUAUUGUUCAAGUUCGUUUGAGAUGCAAGCAAUGGAUCCAAUAACGAAGUGGACACCAAAGCAAGUCGUCGACUGGAUGAAAGGCUUGGAUGACAGCCUGCAGCAGUAUGUGCCUAACUUUGAGCGGGAGAAGAUCAGCGGGGAGCAGCUCCUGAAGAUCUCCCAUCAGGACCUGGAGGAGCUGGGUGUGGCCCGCAUCGGACACCAGGAGCUGGUGCUGGAGUCCGUCGACCUGCUCUGUGCUCUGAACUACGGAGUGGAGACCGACAACCUAAAGGAUCUGGUGGUGAGGAUGAGAGCGGCCACCAACGGCCUGCACAUGUCCACGUCAGACCACAGGAAGAGCCCGACGUACGACGGCAGCACUUCCCGGAAACCUCCCAAUAACUUCCUAACCUCUGUAGUGGAGCUCAUCGGAGCAGCCAAGAGCCUCCUGGCCUGGCUGGACAGUACGCCCCUGACUGGGAUCAGUGACUUCACCACCACCAAGAAUAAGAUCAUUCAGCUGUGUCUGGACCUCACCACCACAGUUCAACAGGACUGCACUGUUUACGAGAUGGAGGAAAAGAUCCUGGAUGUUUCCAAGGUUCUGAACAGCAUCUGUGACCAGACCAUGAGAACAACCUCUGACCCUCUGAUGAGCCAAUCAGCAUGCUUGGAUGAAGUUCAGCUCAACAACAUCAAGCCUGGGGAGGGACUGGGUAUGUACAUCAAAUCCACCUAUGAUGGACUUCAUGUCAUCACGGGAACCACAGAGCAUUCCCCAGCAGACAUGACCAGGAAGAUCCAUGGGGGUGAUGAGGUGAUCCAGGUCAACCAGCAGACAGUGGUGGGCUGGCAGCUGAAGAACCUGGUGGGGAAGCUGAGAGAGGACCCUAAAGGUGUAGUCCUGCUGCUGAAGAAGAGACCUACAGGCACCUGCGGGUUCACACCUGCCCCUCUCAAGAACAUGCGCUGGAAACCGCCCAUGGCGCAGAGCACCCCUUCCCUGAACAAAACCCAGUCUCCAGGCUGUUCCACAGACAGCUCCACCAAGGAGAAACCAGCCAUCCUAGACCUGUACAUUCCCCCUCCCCCCUCAGUACCCUACACCCCACGAUGUGUACCCCUAGAGGGUAAGAUCAGCUCGUACUCGAGCAUCAGUAAGAUCAGCUCGUACUCGAGCAUCAGUAAGAUCAGACCAAAGGGUUCAGAGUCGCCCAACUCCUUCCUGGACCUGGAGAGUCGAAAACGCUUCACCAUCGCAGACUACGAGAAGAUGGGCGUGGCCUACCCCAUCGAGGCCAAUGUAAUUCAGCCCAGGAUGAGGGAACGCAUCAACUCGUCUCGUGGUAAGCCCCGCCCCCUCUCCAUGCCAGUGGACACCUGUCUUGGAGUGGCAGACACCUAUGCUAAGCCCUGGACACAAGGCCGGAAAGGCGAGGAUCUCCUGUACAGAUACUUGAGCAACGAGCGGAUCCCCACCAUUGCUGAGGAGGUCCCAUCAGUGUCGCCGCCGUACAGGCCAGUGGGGGAAAAGCAGCUGGUCCGAGGGGUGGACCACAUCAGGGGCAGCCGCUACUAUGCCAACCAGGACCUCCACAACAGCGCCACCAUCCCCUACCAGGACCAUGACCUGGGCAGCAAAAAGACCCCCGUAGCCCCCGCCUCCAAACGCCCCCCUGCAGAGCCCUCGCUACUGGUGUCCGACUGGUGCUCCAGCAGUGGCUUCCUCAACAGAUACAGCCAACCUCAUAUUCGAACCUGGUCCUUCUCUCAAGCGGCUGCCUUCCCUAUAUCUCUGGCUCCCUCCAUGGCAGGUGAUGACUACAACCCUGUUUCCCUGAGACAGAAACCCAAGAGGAAGACUCGGGGAGGCAAUGUGGCCAUGAGCAGACGGAGGGUCUCGGUUAAAGAGCUGGGGGAGUCGGACUACCAGGGCUGGCUCUACAGGAAGAAAGAAGGAAAGGCCUUCCUGGGUUUCAAAUGGAAGAAGUACUGGUUUGUGCUGAAGAAGACUUCCCUGUACUGGUACACUACCCAACUGGCAGAGAAAGCAGAGGGAUACAUUAACCUGACUGACUUCAUCAUCGACAGAGCCUUGGAGUGCAAGAAAAAAUAUGCCAUCAAAGCCUGUCACCCGCAAGUCAUGAUGUUUUACUUUGCAGCUGAUACCUACGAGGAGAUGAACGUUUGGUUGAAUAAGCUUGGGCUUGCUUCAAUACAAUACGUACCAACAGAGAGCAACACUACUGAGUGCUACAGUGAGGAAAGUGAUCACGAGGAGGCUGAGACGACAGAGGCUCCCCCUCCCCCAUACUCUGAGCAGAUGAACCAGGGCUCUGUGGAUGGUCCACCUGGCAGUGGACAUCAGGGUACCCUCCCUCCCCCCUACUCCUCUCCCCUUCCCAGUGAGACCAAUGGCUCCUUCUCCUCACCUGUCAGCACAAUGACAUCACAGAGUUCCGUGUCCUCGCUGGCCAAGCAUCGUCAGUCCUGGCUGGACCUGGUCUCGCAGGCCUCUCCUGUUGUCGGGGAAACGGUGGUGUGCUCUGUGCAGGUCCACACACAUCGGCCCCCACAUAAUCAAGAGAACGAGGGGCCCCUACAGCACCACCAGGAGGCUUCAUCCUACCAGGACCCUCCAGGCAGCACAGCCAGGGAGGAGGACUUUAACCCCAGGGAGCAGAUAGAGGAGGUGGCUGUGCUAGAAAUAGGGACAGAAGAUGUGAACCAUGAAGCCACAUCUGAUGAGAUGGAGAGAUUGUACAUCCACAUCAAGCAGGCCAACCUCUCUCCCAUAGGAGACCGCAAACCAUCCACCAAGAGGGACUUCAGAGCCUCCUUUAUAAAGAGAUGCAAAAACCAGGAUGUUAACGAGAAACUGCACCUCAUCAGGACCCUCAACAGCACGCUAAAGGCAAAGGAGGCAGACCUGUUGACCAUUGAGCAGGUGCUGUCAGAACCCACCCCCUCCAGAUUCAGGGAAUGGAAAAAAGUCAACACGCCUCUGCUCCAGGAGAUCUGUCUCAAGCAUGGACACCAGGUGGCAGCAGAGGUAGAGCCCUCCGCAGCAGCAGCCAAUGCCAUUGCUGUCCCCUUUGUAGAGACCAGUUUAUAAUGGAGUAGGAUGAAGUUGCCCCUCCCUAAACACUGAUCUAAGGUCCGUGUUGAGUUUACCCCACUAAUGCUUAUGGUUAAGAUUUGGGAUGGAUGAGCAGAUUGCGUUCAUGUGCCUAUGGGUAACUUUUACUCAGAAUGUUUAAGACUCACUGCCGUUAAUGUCUACCCAUAACCCAGUAGCACUAAGAGUUGUUCACAGGCAGCCUGGUCUCAUAGUAAACAUAAAUCCAGGAUGCUGAAAUUAGCAUGAUAUGUUACGUUUGGUACAUAAGAUAGAAGAUUACUUAAAACAAAACAAAGAAGGUGGUUUGUCGGGGUGGAUCAUGGAUGAGUGGGUGUAUAACGCGAACGUCUAACAACCCAAAGGUUACGUCUUCAAAUCACACCAAAGGCAACUUUUGCAUUUUAGCUAAUUAGUAACUUUAACUACUUGCUACUUUGCAACUACUAAACAUGUUAGCUAACCCUUUAACUUAACUCCUAACCUUAAACCCUUAGCCUAGCUAGCAUUAGCCACCUAGCUAACCUAACGAAUUGCAAUUCGUAACAUAUCAUAUGAAUUGUAAUUCAUGGCAUAUCAUCCGAAAUUGAUUGGCAGCCACAAAUUAAUACAUAUCAUACUAAAUGAAGGAAGACAGAUUUACAUUUUCUAUGAUUUACGUUUACUAUUACUCCUACCACCAUGUCCAGGUUGACACAGGCCGCAUUUUUAUCUAACUACAUAUGAUUGGAAGCAGCUCAUGUGUUGACUCUCCACUAAGUGGAAUCAUAAGAGGAAAAUGUAUUUUUUAAAGUUGGAGUUGAUGCAAACAUUGUAUUGUUGAUUGUAUGACAUUAUAUGGUUUUAUAUAGUUUGUUGUCAUUUAUCUUUUUAGGUUUAGAGAUGUAACAAUUUACGUUUUCGUCUGUUGUGAUAUAUACAGUGUUUGCUUGCAUUUGUGUUAUCUCAAGUAGUGAGUGAUGGAACAUUGGGUAGAUGUGUCCAUCUCUGAAAGCUAAUUUCGAUAAGUGUUUGUUAUUUUGCAACAUGUUCGGUUGCCUAUAGGACAAGGGUUUAUUUUCUAAUAGUUUUACAAACAGUUCAACAGACUUGCACUGCCUUGAAAUGUACAGUACGUAAGCUUUUGAUACAAACUUCUGUGACUGUUAUCUUGGUUAUAUUUUGAUCAUGAUAUCUUUGUGGUUUUCCUAGAGACAUUUGAUCAUUCAACAUUGCUGUAUGUGAUAGCUGUUACAUUCAGGUCCUGAUACUUUCAUGGAGACGUUAUGUAAGCAUUCCAUUUUGUGCCAGCAACAAUGAAUCCUGAAUUGUAAUUUAUAUGAUUUAGCUGUGGAAAAUAUUUUGUUGUUUUAGCAUUGUAAAUAAAGUCAUUGUACAUAGGUAUAAAGUGUGUACAGUUCUAUUGUAUUUUAAUUGGUACAUUUUCAUUACGUGACUGUAUCGAAAGAGUAAUAAAGAGUUCAAAUGCUCUGCAUUAUAAA
Molecule: messenger RNA, 5215 nt
Organism: Oncorhynchus keta (chum salmon)
Lineage: Eukaryota; Metazoa; Chordata; Actinopteri; Salmoniformes; Salmonidae
Product: connector enhancer of kinase suppressor of ras 3-like
Exons: 25
Coding region: 654-3731 (1025 amino acids)
Biological process (GO): regulation of signal transduction
Cellular component (GO): cytoplasm; membrane
Molecular function (GO): protein binding
Source: RefSeq, a predicted model, not a curated record